AUUGUACUCUGAGCCUGGUAAGACCAUCGUAGAAACGCGAGAUCAUUCGCCAAUGAUGCUCUUGGUUGCACUUGAUGGAGAGGGAAGGGCGGAAGGAGAACUCUACCUGGAUGACGGAGAGUCUAUACAUGCUUCAGACAGUGUGAAGGUGACCUUUAUGGCCUACGACAGUCGUAUGAAGAUCCAGGCCACUCGAAACAACAAGGCGUGCCUUCGAGUACAAGGGGAUGAAGAGGACAAUAUGAAUCCUUUCAUAACUAAGAUUAUUCUGAUCGGCGACCUCAAACGUGUCGGCAACGAGCAUGUGCCCCCUACCUUGCAGGU
Sphaeroforma arctica JP610 is the source of this 324-nucleotide messenger RNA. RefSeq lists its product as hypothetical. The transcript is spliced from 3 exons. Lineage: Eukaryota; Ichthyosporea; Ichthyophonida. The annotation marks the transcript as partial. The record is from RefSeq and is a predicted model, not a curated record.